GAAUACAGUGUACAGCUGAUAUUCAGAGAGAAGUGGUUUGAUGAGAGGCUCAAGUUUGAUGACAUGAAAGGCCGCGUGGAGUACCUGACACUGAUGGACCCGCAGAAGAUCUGGAUGCCGGACCUGUUCUUUAAGAACGAGAAGAUCGGCCAUUUGCAUGCCAUCACUAUGCCUAAUAUGUACAUCCGGAUCUUCGCCGAUGGCGGCGUACUCUACAGUGUCAGGAUAUCGCUGACACUGUCGUGCCCGAUGGACCUGAAGCUGUACCCGCUGGACAAGCAGACCUGCUCGCUCAAAAUGGCCAGCUAUGCUUGGAAGACUGAUGACUUGAUAUUCGUGUGGAAGAAAGGAGAUCCAGUGCAAAUUGACGAUGGCCUGCACCUGCCAAGGUUUACCUUGGAGAAAUUCGAAACAGCGUACUGCAACAGUAAAACAAACACAGGCGAGUACAGCUGCCUGACGGUGGACCUGCUCUUCAAGCGCGAGUUCUCCUACUACCUGAUCCAGAUCUACGUGCCCUGCUGCAUGCUGGUCAUCGUCUCGUGGGUGUCGUUCUGGCUGGACCAGAACGCCGUGCCGGCGCGCGUCUCGCUCGGCGUCACCACCCUGCUCACGAUGGCCACGCAGACGUCCGGCAUCAACGCCUCGCUGCCGCCCGUCUCCUACACCAAGGCCAUCGACGUGUGGACGGGCGUGUGUCUCAUGUUCGUGUUCGGCGCCAUGCUGGAGUUCGCGCUGGUCAACUACGCCAGUCGCUCGGACAUGCACCGCGAGACGAUGAAGAGGAGCCGGCGCCAGAUGGAGCUCGACCACCAGGCCGCGCUGGCCGAGCUGGGCGACCACAACGACGACGGCCAGACGGCCUACGCCAUGAAGCCACUCAUGCAUCGUGGCGAGAGAAGAUUCGACAAGGCCCGACAGUGUGAGAUCCACAUGCAAGUCGGCAAAAAGCAGGGCUGCUGCCAAAGUUGGCUGUCAAAGUUUCCCACACGCUCAAAAAGGAUUGACGUCAUUGCCAGGAUCACGUUUCCACUGGUUUUUGCGUUCUUCAACCUAGUCUACUGGUCCACCUACAUCUUCCAGGACGGUGACGACAACCUGUAGACACUGAGGUGAACAUCGAUCUCGAAGGGAGCUGGGCGAGCGCGCAGAACCCUGCGCCAGUCCAGCGCAGCUGAGAGAUGGCGACAGCAAGACAAGUGUUCUAGAAAAGGGUGGCUAUCCUGCCGGUGGAAAUCGCAGGGUGCGACUGUGCCGCGACGGCAUCGCUCGUGCUCGUGGGACGUGACCGUAGCGCACCCGAACAGAUGCGAUCGAAAGCCGCGAGCAUCCCGCAGUCGUCUGUGAAUUUUUCAGUGUGCGAGAGUGAUGUGUGAAUACGCGGGCAUGGUGAGUGUAUCGAGAGUGUCAGUGACAAUCGAUGCCAGUGUAGUGCUUGAGGCUGAGGUCCUGGACUCGUGCAAGAGGGCCCGCUAGUAACGACAAGGCAUGAACAAUCAGGACGAGACACAAGUGACACGUCAUUUACCGCCGGCUAAACGUUCAUCCAUUGGUAGAGAUGACCGUGGCGACGAAUGAGCUGGGUGCGCGUCUCCGACGAGCAGUGCUGUACUGCUCGCUGCUCGAUCAAGUGUCGAACGAACGUGCAUGAUUUCCCACGGCUGGCUUUCCCUUUGGCAUGCUCACACUGGUGUCAGUAAGUUGAACUUGGGUUGAGAAUGCGAAGGAACGUUGACUACGAUCCCAACCUAAGUGGCCGCGUUGAGACGUUGUUAUUCACGAACCCGCAGUUGUGAGUGACCGUGGUCGCCCAACGUGAUACCGCAUGAUUUCAGCUCAGAAACAGACAAUCGCGCGGAGCGGCAGCCUGCUCCUGCCACGAUUAUUUAAGUUAAAAGUGCUUCGCAGCCGGCUGGGUGACGACGAAACGUAAACAUUAAGACCUGAGCAUUCUCAUUCAAAGGACUGGCGUAGGUACGCUACCGAACAUUGGGGUCCGGUGCAUAUUCCAAAUCAAAAGGAAAUUAGAUUCACGCGAAUAUUCGAGCGCCCUCUUUACAGACGACGCAAACAUCUAGGAAAUUGUUUUGACGCACUUAACAGUCGAUUUUAAUCUAUCUGGCUGACGAGAUAACAUUGGGCACUCAGCAUCUAUUGACUUGGGUAUAAGUCCUGACGAGAGUGAACCGUAACGCAGCGUUGUUACACCGCUCAUGAACCACACUUCCAUGGGUCCAUAUUGAGAGAGAAAAAAAACAUUUAGCAGACAUUUUGCAGCGUAAAGCCCGGGCGGCUGGCAAAAGAAAAGAAUUCUGAAGAGCCAUAGAGCAAUGCCAUAACUUUCCACACACCUACUUGAAAAUAAUUUUGCCGCUCCAGCUCCUUCUAUGCUGUCCAACUCAUACAUAGGGCGUUUAAGUACCUGAUUUCUUAUGCUGAUUUUCGGCAAUGGUCUCCAUCUUUGACCUCAUAUGCUAUCAAUCCACAAAGCAGCUAACAAUGCCGCAACGAGCCUAUCACGGCUGACAUCGCUUUAUAGGGACACGAACAGACAGAUCAGAACAUUCGAGCAAAGUGGUAGGAUAUGCAAAGCAAAAUUUUCGAAUAGAACAUUCCAGUAUGCUGAUCUAAUUGAUUGAUGACCGGAGCAAAAGAAAAACUCAGCCCCAAGAAAACUCAAGCUCGUAAUUUUUAGUUCAGCGAGGGUUGGCACGCCCACCUGCCUUUUAAACAUGAGACACUGUGUACCGAACCAUGUCCCAUCUUAGAUCCACGUAUCUGCUGGAAUGAUUUAGAUAGGUACGGUCUUUAACAUAUACAGAUGUCCAUAUGUAGCUACUGAGUACUUUCUAUUAUGUGCUUAAGCCACUUGAUGCUUUUUAUCAGUAAAAAUGUGCAUAGCUAUCAGUGACGACGAAUUCCGUUCAUCUGCCCACGGGAUCCGAGUCGGUCUGUCUUGACAGCCAGACUUGCACAGCUCCUGAGAAGACCAGUGUCUCUUCGUGACCGACCGUGGCGUUAAUGGGUGGAGCGGACUGAGUGGAAUUUUUAGGGCUCAAUAUCUCGGUGUUCUACUCGCUUUAUCAUAUCAGUCUGCGUGAGCCCGUAGUGGCACGGCCGAAGUGUUACGCAAUCACGCCUCUGUUACUGCGCUUAUUAACCCACGUGCGCCGUUGUGUUGUGCUGAUCGAAAUCACCAGAGCCUGUCGCUCGGAAGUGUUGCCAUGGUUUCCGCGGGCAAGCGAGGCCAGACGCGUGCCAUGUCGACGUGUCGACGUUUUGUAUCUGGUCACGAUCAGAGCUGUACAGGUUGACGGCAGCGCGCGAUAAUUUUAAUAAAACGGUUCCAGUGCA
This is a messenger RNA of Pollicipes pollicipes, 3354 nucleotides long. RefSeq names its product glycine receptor alpha 1 (gene GluClalpha). The record is from RefSeq and is a predicted model, not a curated record. Gene Ontology annotation, molecular function: extracellular ligand-gated monoatomic ion channel activity; transmembrane signaling receptor activity. NCBI's taxonomy places the organism in Eukaryota, Metazoa, Arthropoda, Thecostraca, Pollicipedomorpha, Pollicipedidae. Gene Ontology annotation, cellular component: membrane. Gene Ontology annotation, biological process: monoatomic ion transmembrane transport.